Neodiprion fabricii is the source of this 6105-nucleotide messenger RNA. It is a transcript of the gene sty, whose product is annotated as protein sprouty homolog 2. Gene Ontology annotation, biological process: negative regulation of Ras protein signal transduction; animal organ development; multicellular organism development. Bases 3880 to 5304 code for a protein of 474 amino acids. Gene Ontology annotation, cellular component: membrane; cytosol. The record is from RefSeq and is a predicted model, not a curated record. The transcript is spliced from 2 exons. NCBI's taxonomy places the organism in Eukaryota, Metazoa, Arthropoda, Insecta, Hymenoptera, Diprionidae.
AGAAACAAGCGAGCGAGCGACGGGGUCGCGGCGACUCGAAGAACCCGGCUUCAGAAACGAACAGGGAACCGUCGCGAGUGUGUGACGUUGGCGCGCCGCCUAGUGUGAUGUUAGGAGAAAAGAGGGGAAGAGAAAAAAAAAACGGAAGUCCUGCUGCAGUUUUUAGAGCGAUAAUAAUAUACCGCCUAUGCAAGCCCGGUGUGAACGGUCAUUGUGAAUCGCGGUGUAUCGGGUUUCGGGGAAAGAUAUUGUAAUAUAUCUAACAUAAAGAGUGUGUUCGUUCAGUCGUCCGGAGUAGAGUGGCGGAGUUGUCUUGUAUUUUUCUUCGCUCCCUCUCGCUACUACUGCUCCGUGGUUAUCCGAUAAUAACAAUAGUGCGUCAAUCACGUGUCCGGAAACCAGUGGGCCCCUCCACCUCCCCUCCCUCUUCCCGAUCUCCGAUCACCGAGAACGUUUGCUGAAUAAACGGGGAAUAAGCUGUUGCGCGUAUGCGGCGUAAGAAGAAUUGAGAGAGAGGGAGAGAAGAGGAAGGAAAGAAGAGAGAAAGAGAGCGUGUUGGACGCGCUGUAGAUACGGAGAGAGACGGAGAUAGGAGAGAAAGAGCCGGGGCAAAGCAGAGCAGAGUGUGCACUACCAACUAGCAGUGAAGUGAGUGUCCCGAAGCAGCAGCAGCAGCACCGAGCAGCCGCCACGAGAUCCACGCCUCGGUUACACCGACAUGGCCGCCGAGGCCAGCUGAAAUUAUCAAGCGAUACGUACCGUCGUCGUUCCCGUUCGUUGGCUCGCCGCAACGUCCUCCUCCUCUCCUCGUUGUUAUGCUUCUUUUCUCGGGCAAACUUAUUGUUGGUAGCUUAUUUCCAGAUACGUACGCAACUGAUUCACGGACGUGAACGGGACACGUGCCCUUUGUAGAAAACUCGUCGUAGGAAACUGUUCACCUCUGACAAUCCUGCGUUUAUAUUUUAUUUUAUUUUCAUCUCGCAUCGAUAUUUUCUAUCGUCUGUCGACCGACCACCUUACUUACGGAUCCGUGUCGAAGAGAAGAAACAGCGGACAACGGAUACGUUUGUUAAUACAGGAGAUAAACGCAUGUGUUGUAACGAUACGACGCCGAACGAAAGGGAUCGUCGUCGAGUUUAUUGUAACGAAUCUCUCUAUCUCGUACAAAUGCGCGAGUGUUGGAUUCGUCGUGAGGAUCCCGUGUGCGGUAACCGUGUGUGCUUAAUAUUGCUCGGUUGAUUAUUUAAACUAUUGCAACAUUAAUAUAACACGUUCGUUCGGACACAUGUAGACGUGAAAAACUACGUCGUCUAACGUCUCUCUCGCUCUCCUGUACAUUCGAACAAUGCAAGAGAGUUGAAAUAAGGUGGUUAAAUCGUAUACCCAGUUAUAAAACGUCAUACACGGUGUAUAAUAACAACACGGGUCAAUCAAGAAAGAAAGAGAGAGAGACAGGGAGGAGUGAUAAAACAGGCAAUAGGGGAAGAAGAAGAAGACGAAGAAGCAGCAGCAGCAGUAGAAGAUAGUAGUAGUAGUAGUAGUAAAUGUACGAGAAGAAUUUAUUCUCGCAUUCGCUACGGGAAAGAAAAAGGUCACUGCCAUCGAGACGUCUCCUCAGCCAACGGUGCGUGAAAAGUUUAAGAGCCGGAGAGCGAGUAUAGCUGUUCCGAUCUUUGGAAGUGAAAUAAAAAAAAAAAAAAAAACAAAAAGAAAAAUAAGCAAAAGAAUAAAACAAGUAAUAACUGAAAAUAUGGUAUAAAUAUCGAGAAGGGAAAAACAAAAAAUAAAAAUAAAAAAAAGAACACCGCGUCGAGUACCGAAGAAUAAUAACAAAAAGGUUCGCGGAACCUUCGUCGACCCCUGUGACUCCCCUCUUCUCCGCUCCUCCUUCGUCCGACUGGUCGCCCUUCCCCCCCCCCCCCCCCCCCCAUCCCUCGAUAUCGCAAAGGUAGUGGCAGUGUACGUGUGGUAGUGGUGACGGUGGCGGUGGCAGUUGGCAGUGCGCUGGUGGUGGUGCCGGUCGGUCGGUUCGGUUCUCUCUCUACGCACUUGGGGGAACGAGCCCAGAGUCGAGUCGAGUCGAGCCGAGCUGCCGAGAGAAGUUUUUGGCGUGUGUAAAUGUGCGCGCGUGACACGAAUAUAUACGGUGGUGUGGGAAAGAGAAGCGACGAGGACCGACGACGCGUAUGUACGCCCGGUUAUUUCUGUUACUUGUGGGGACGGCGUCGUGUUAAAAUAAGCGGUGAAUGAAGCGGCCUGUUGACUGCCGGCGGCGCGGCUUACGCGACGAAUCGAGCGACGACGAAACUACUACGGGGGACGAGGGCGCGAAACCGGACGCGGAAACACCCUCGACGGAUAGUUCGGAGGAAGUUUAACGUCGCGUUUCAUCGUCGUUACGGAGACUCGAGGAGACCUCGAGGCGACUCUCGUCGAUACCUACUUCGGACAAUCGGCCGUGUCUACGUGUACGCUCUGUGUGACUUUUCUACACGCGAAUAUCGACAAUCUUGAACUACGACGAGACCCAUCCGAGUUAUUUUUCGCGAAAAAACGCGUGAUUUUAUUGUUGCAGAUGUAUUCGGAUAUUAUUAUUUUUUUUUUUUCUACACGUGACGCGGUGAGGCGGUACAAGUGAAGUUGAUUCAAGUGUUAUUUCUCUUGAUCCGACGAUCCUUACUGUGGGAUUGAAAAAAUUGAUCUUAUUACGCGAGUGACGGAGACGGUUGUAUCGAAGAUCGUUUUCGUUACGGAAUACGGAAUUACCGGAAGGUGCGGUAUGAGAAGCGACCAAGUGCUUCGAGCAGAAGUUGUAUAAUCGAUUUUUAUUGGUUUUUUUUUUCCUUCUUUUUUUUACAAUUCUUUUACUUCCAACGACGUUACGGAACAAAUCCGCAGCUGAAUCAUAACAGCAGCGACUGACGCGUGUAAAACAAGAGUGUGUUUUGUUUCUGUAUAUGGUACAAGGGGCUCGUACUGUAGCCUGUGUGUUGCACGCGUCGUACAAGGGAGAGUUGAGAAGAAGAAGAAAAAAAAAAGAGGAGCUAAAGAGGGAGGAAAAAAAGGCGACAAAGUGCGCGGUAAAAAGUGGAAGGGAAGAGGGAAGGUAAUUCGGUGCGGUCGGUGGAUUAAAAGUGUAGAAGUGUGGAUACCUUGGACUGCCCCCCGCCCCCGGCGCUGCCCCCGCGGCGCCCCCCCUGGCCCCCCAACAACCUAAGUGCCGCGACCCUAAGGAGCCUCAGUUUGGCGGGAAAUAGUCUAGCAACCGGUAACGCGCGCUCUUCCAGCUCCAGUUCAACGUCCAGUUCCGGUUCCUGCAGUUCGAGUCAUUCCUCGAGCGAGCAACCCUUGCUCAUUCAACAACACAGGAAGACCUCGUCGGCCCCCAAUAACCAAUUUCUGCACCAGCUGACACCGCCCAAGUAUCCAGCGCCGCCGCGACCCCCCAGUCGAAACGGUGGGGAUGAAGGGCGCGUCGCGAGGACGGGAAGCGGCCGCUUCGGAGCCUCGCCGAGGGGGGGGCCGCAGCAACGAGUCGGUUCUGGGGCAGGACGAGCAGUGCGAACGAGCUGCAGCGGCGACGAGACGACGAGCAUCGCCGGAAACCCGGUACUGCGUUACAAUCCCGGAUCAGCCCCGGCAUCGGUGUUUGAAAAUCGCGGCACGUCGAGCGAUUUGCAAUGGAGUAGAAACGGCGGGGCGUCUGGAUCACCGGGAAGGAGUCCAAGAGCGAUCGGACGGCAAUCCGCAUCUUCAUCGCCGGCACCAACAGCGACGCGAAACAGUUACAGGCACCACCCGCCGACGUCGGAUAUCGUCGUACAACCGGAUAUCUGCAGGUGGUCAGAUCGCCUCGAACUGAGAGGCGGCGUCGUCCCGAUGUCACGGCCGCCCUCCUCAUCCUCGUCGUCGUCAUUCUCCUCCUCCGUCGCCCCCGCACCCUCCCCGGCGAUAUCCGCUUCCGCCCUGGCCAGGGUCCACGGCCACGAUCACAACCGGCCCCUCCCUCCCCCCAGAUUGCCCGAAACGGCGACGGGCCCCGCGGGUCAUCAGUCCCUCCAUCAGGCGCCCCUAACCGCGCCGCUCACUCCGCUGUCUUCCUCGUCGCCGCCCUCGUCGCUCACCGCGAUAGGGACUUUAAGGACGAGCUCACGGGCACCCGCGCCUCCGCCUGCGCCGAUUCACGACGCUGUCAGGAUACCGCCAGUCUCCGAUCAGGAUUCGUUUAACCUGCAGAACAGGAACGCGACGCCGACGCCGACGCCGACAUCGAGGAGUCCCGUGCAGGUCGCGAGCGAGGUUACGCUGACGGUGCCGAGGCCCGACGGGGAAAGGGCGGUGAACGAGUACGUAGAGACGCCGUUCAGGCCGACGGGCAACGUCGUGAGCAGCCAAAAGUCAUGCCUGAAAUCGGAGAGGAGGACGAAGCGUCACCUUCACCAUCAUCUGCAUCAUCAUCAUCACCUGCACCAUCAUCAUCAUCAACACGGUCGGAACGCGGCGACGAUACCGGUAACGCCGGCGUCAUCGUCGCCCGGGAAGAAGAAUUCUUCGACGGCCGUAACGAAGCAGCCGGUAUCGUUCACCAAGGAACCGACGAACCCGCCGGGCGCUUUGUCUCAGCAGAUACAGCUUCAGCAGCAGCAGCAAAUACUACAGCAACAGAGGUCCUCCUUGUUUCCGGGGGGCAUAGGCUUCGGGGCUGGAGGUGGAGGCCUAGGAGGCGGCGGAAGCGGGGGUGGAAACGGAGGCGCGAUGAUACCUCUGGACGAGGGACUGUCGAUAAUGUGCGAAUACUGCGGCAGGUGUCGUUGCGAAUCCUGCAGGGAACCACCGCCGUUGCCGAGCCGUUGGCUGUGCGACAACGCUUGUUUUUGCUCCGCCGAAACGGCACUGGACUACGCCUCGUGUCUCUGUUGCGUUAAGGGUUUGUUUUAUCACUGCGGCGACGCCGGUAGCGGCGUUGAAAACGAGGGCGAGGGCGCCGGAAGCUGCGCCGACGAACCUUGCUCGUGCAACGGAUCUAGCCGAUUGGCGCGAUGGACUUGCCUCGGUGCCUUGGCCCUCGCUUUACCUUGUCUGUUGUGCUACUGGCCGUUGAAGGGCUGCGUGGCCGUUUGCGAGGCUUGUUACGCGCGUCACGCGUCUCACGGAUGCAGAUGCGAUCCGUCGGCCGCAGCCGUCGCUGCCGCGAACGCCGCCGCGAACGCCGCGGCCGCCGCCAGGCAUUUGGCACCUUCGAAUUUAAGGGACUCGAGGGAUCCCGAAAAGAGAUUACUCGAUCCUGUCACACCCGAGCUAUGAGAGACACGGCGGCGAAUGUGUUUUUACGCGUUGUUGCGGAGACACGAUAUCGCAGGUAUACGCCGAUGCCGAUCGAACCGACUUGGACGCUCGGAGCUGUGCGCCCAUUCCCCUCCGUUUCACGAACGAUUCGUCAUGUACAUAUUAUAUUAUACUAUAUUAUGUUAUAUUAUAUAUUAUGUAUCACAGGUCAAUAUAUAUAUAUAUAUACAUAUAUAUAUAUAUAUAUAACUGUAUUAAUUGUAAAUCGUUGUGUGUUACACAAAACUCACCGUUGCAUAUAACUUACUGCACGGACGGACACGCGCCGGUUUUUUCCUCAUUUUGUGUAUACAAAUACACACUCCCAUCCUUCGUACACACAGUCAUACGGCACGUUAUCCAACGCGCAGAGAGGGAGAGGAUGAGACUCGUUUGGAUGGGUGGUUUGGAGAAAUGAAAUGUUAAACAUUCUCUAUGUUCAAUGAAGGGCGUGAGAGAGAGAGACUAAUAUGAUAUAUACAAUUAUUAUAAAAUAAAGAAAUAAGCUGUGUGCGAGGUGGUUUUCGGUAUAUGUGUGUAGGGAGAGAGAAAGAGAGAGAGAGAGAGAGUGAGAGAGAGAUUCGUGGUGGCAUAACGAUAUGAAAAAUCGAAACUGGAUAAAAGCAAAGAGAAGUAAAUGAUAGAGAAGAAUGAAAAAAAAAAAUACAACAAAGAAUGAGAACUGAUUCAAAUCAGUAGAAGUGUAGUAAACAAGUGUAUUGGUUGCGUUUAGUACAACAGUUGCAUUUAAGGUGAAAAUUUGAUAAAAAAGUUAAGAAA